Molecule: messenger RNA, 669 nt
Organism: Siniperca chuatsi (mandarin fish)
Lineage: Eukaryota; Metazoa; Chordata; Actinopteri; Centrarchiformes; Sinipercidae
Product: cholecystokinin
Exons: 3
Coding region: 229-564 (111 amino acids)
Biological process (GO): digestion
Cellular component (GO): extracellular region; axon
Molecular function (GO): neuropeptide hormone activity
Source: RefSeq, a predicted model, not a curated record
GUAAGUGAAAAGCAUAAUAAUGGGUUUGUGGGUGUAGUGGUCAAUCGUUUCCUUUACGCACAUCCUCCCAAUGCCUCCGUCUACCAAUCAAUCAGUGAACACUGCCCUAUCCUUACACCAAACUCGUGGUAUAAAAGGGCAGAUCUGCUCAGAAUCACCAAAACUGCAACAGAAGCAAAACUCUUCUCGGAUUUCAUUGUACACAUAUCUCAUCCUGUCGUCACAGACAUGUCAGGGAAAGUUAUUAUGGUGUUUGCACUGUUGGUUGCACUGCUAGUAUCCAGUGCAGCCUCCUCACCUGAAUCCUCUGCAGUUGGAGAGACUAAUAUACUGCAGCAGCUUCUAGCCAAGAGGGAGAAAGUGAGAGGGUCGGCUGGCAGACAGGAGCCGGCGCCUCAGACUCACUCUGCACGGAUGGAGAGACGGGCACACCUAUCGGAGGAUAAUCGCGAGGUUAUGACCAAACAAAUAAUGCAAGCAAUUUCAGAGAUGAUGAACUCCGAGUGCAUGUCAGAUCGGGACUACCAGGGCUGGGUGGAUUUCGGACGCCGGGACGCAGAGUGAGACCCAACAACAACAACCUGAGGGCUCAGACUUACUGCUUUUUGUUCAGAUUUUAUAUGAAGUCAAUGUUUUACUUUCCCCGCAACUUUAUAAAUAAACUAAUUU